Megalops cyprinoides (Indo-Pacific tarpon) is the source of this 2084-nucleotide messenger RNA. Its product is annotated as CUGBP Elav-like family member 1. Gene Ontology annotation, cellular component: nucleus; cytoplasm; ribonucleoprotein complex. Gene Ontology annotation, molecular function: mRNA 3'-UTR binding. The coding region runs from base 217 to 1827 and encodes 536 amino acids. The record is from RefSeq and is a predicted model, not a curated record. The transcript has 16 exons. Lineage: Eukaryota; Metazoa; Chordata; Actinopteri; Elopiformes; Megalopidae. Gene Ontology annotation, biological process: regulation of alternative mRNA splicing, via spliceosome; mRNA splice site recognition.
GGAGAUAGUAGUCCGAAGUGGGUUGCUGUUGAAGGGAAAUUUCUGAGAUACUUAGCUACCAAUCACUGGAAGUCUCAGAGGUACCACCGUACAAUAACAUUUAAAUAUACGAUUUUGUUAUCUGACAACGGUUCCACACACAAGUAAAGCGAAGGACAAAGAAAUAGCUGGAUAUUUACAUCGCAGUUUAAUACAGGUGAUUGUCAAAGGCACUGGAUGGAUAGCAUCGACCCUGACGUCUUGUAUCUGUCCACGGAGCAGCACGGGCAGCCACAAUGUGAGCUUCCCCAUACUGCCCUGGAGGUACCUGCCCUUGGGGGAGCCAAGAAGAUGAAUGGGACUCUGGACCACCCGGACCAGCCGGACAUCGAUGCCAUCAAGAUGUUUGUGGGCCAGAUCCCCCGGUCCUGGACCGAGGAACAGCUGCGGGAGCUGUUUGAGCCCUACGGAGCAGUCUAUGAAAUCAAUGUCCUGCGGGACAGGAGUCAGAACCCCCCACAGAGUAAAGGUUGUUGUUUUAUAACAUACUAUACUCGUAAAUCAGCCUUAGAAGCACAAAAUGCCCUUCACAACAUGAAAAUUCUGCCAGGGAUGCAUCACCCCAUUCAGAUGAAGCCCGCUGACAGUGAGAAGAGUAAUGCAGUGGAAGACAGGAAGCUGUUCAUAGGAAUGAUUUCAAAGAAGUGCAAUGAGAAUGACAUCAGACUCAUGUUUUCACCAUAUGGACAGAUUGAGGAAUGUCGAAUACUACGCGGGCCUGAUGGACUCAGCCGUGGUUGUGCAUUCGUCACCUUCACAGCAAGGCAGAUGGCACAGUCCGCCAUCAAAGGCAUGCACCAGUCACAGACCAUGGAGGGCUGCUCUUCCCCAAUUGUUGUGAAGUUUGCUGACACACAGAAGGACAAAGAGCAGCGACGCAUCGCCCAGCAGCUCCAGCAGCAGAUGCAGCAGCUCAAUGCCGCCUCCAUGUGGGGGAACCUGACCGGGCUCAACUCUCUGGGACCGCAGUACCUUGCACUUUAUUUGCAGCUCCUCCAACAGUCAGCUUCCUCUGGGAAUGCGCUGAACAACCUGCAUCCCAUGUCAGGAUUGAAUGCCAUGCAGAACCUGGCGGCGCUGGCAGCAGCGGCCAGCGCCACCCAGUCCACCCCCACGGGCACAAGCGCCCUCACCACCUCCAGCAGCCCCCUCAGCGUGCUCACCAGCUCAGGUACGGGGCAACAGGCACAUUCCUCCUGGGAAGCAUGCAAGGCGGGGUCCUCCCCCACCUCCAGCACCAACUCCUCGGUGAACCCCAUGGCCUCAUUGGGAGCUCUGCAGUCCCUGGCUGCGGGGGCUGGGGCAGGACUCAACAUGGGCUCACUGGCAGGCAUGGCUGCUUUAAAUGGAGGACUGAGUAGUGGGGGCCUCUCCAAUGGCACAGGCAGCACAAUGGAAGCGCUGACCCAGGCGUACUCGGGCAUCCAGCAGUACGCAGCGGCCGCCCUUCCCAGCCUCUACAAUCAGAGCUUGCUCUCCCAGCAGAGCGUGAGCGCCGCUGGCAGCCAGAAGGAAGGUCCUGAGGGAGCCAACCUAUUCAUCUAUCACCUACCACAGGAGUUUGGGGAUCAGGACCUGCUCCAAAUGUUCAUGCCAUUUGGGAAUGUCAUCUCAGCUAAGGUGUUCAUUGACAAGCAGACAAACCUUAGCAAGUGUUUUGGCUUUGUAAGUUACGACAAUCCUGUUUCGUCUCAGGCAGCCAUUCAGUCGAUGAACGGUUUCCAGAUUGGCAUGAAGCGACUUAAGGUCCAGCUCAAGCGAUCCAAAAAUGACAGCAAACCAUACUGAGUGAUUUUUCUCUCAAAUGGACUUGAUUAGCAAAUGUUUUCUGGUGCCAUAUCAAAUAAGAAUUUGCAGUGUAGCAGUGGAAGUCAAGAGGAUGUUACACAAAGAUAACCAGUAGUCAAAAUAAAUGUCUCCAAUUUUACACCCCAAUAUUGAAUUGAUCCAGUCGUAAAUCCAGCUGUCUUAAAAUCAACCUCAACAUUUUGAUUACUAAUCCAACACAAUGCAAGAAAUUGAAGAUUUUUUACAAAGCUACCCCC